AUCAGAAGCGUUUGUCUGUGUGUCGUGAAACUGCUACAGAAAGUUGAGCGAAGUAAAAGCUUCAACUAAACACCUCUUCACAGCUUUCUUAGUACAUCCUAUUGCUCGAUUCUGGAACAUGAAAGAAGACAAAGAAAAUACGCGACCCAAAGAGAGGAAAGUGGAGAUCAAAUGUGAAGAAAAUGAAAGAACGGAGAGGCCAAAUAAAGAGAAGAAGGAGGCCAUGACAAAGAUUGUGAUCCGCCGCCUCCCUCCAAGUCUAACUAAAGAAGAGCUGGAGGAGCAGCUACAGCCUCUGCCCGAGGUGGAUUAUCUCGAGUUCUUCUCCAGUGACACCAGUCUCUACCCUCAUCUCUUUGCAAGAGCAUAUCUAAAUUUCAAGAACCAGGAGGACAUUGUACUUUUCAGAGACCGUUUUGAUGGUUAUGUGUUCAUUGAUAAUCGAGGACAAGAAUAUCCUGCAAUUGUUGAAUUUGCACCAUUCCAGAAGAUUGCUAAAAAGAGGAAUAAGAAAAGAGAUUCCAAAAGUGGAACAAUUGAAGAAGAUACUGAUUAUAAGAGGUUUUUGGAGAUCUACAAUGGUGAUGAGGAGAAGUUUACGUCAACAACUGAGACAUUAUUAGAAGAAAUAGAGGCUAAGACGAAGGAGCUAGUUGCCAAGAAAACAACUCCUCUCUUGGACUUCCUUAAGAAUAAGCAGAGAUUAAGAGAGGAAAAAAAAGAGGAGAGGAGGAGGAGGGAGCUGGAGCGCAAACGCGUGCGGGAUGAAGAGCGGCGGAAGUGGAGAGAAGAGGACAGAAGGAAGCGCAAAGAAGCUGAGAAAUUAAAGAAAGCAGAAAAGGCACCUGAAAAGGACAAGGACCAAGCUAAGGAGGAGCAGCCAAAAAUCAAGCUCCUGAAGAAACUAGAGAAGCAAGAGAAUACUGACAACGAAAAGCCCAAAGAGAAACCCAAGAAGCCGGAGCGGGAGAAAGUGAAGGAUGACCGAGCUCCAGGAGGAGCAAAUGAAAAGAAACGUCAAAAUGGCGAACACAGAGAGGACAAGCCAAGAAAAUAUGAGGAAGAUGGACGCAGGGAGCAUCGGGAUCGUGAAGUCGACAGAGAAAGAGAUCGGGAUCGAGAGCGACGGCAGAAAGAGAGAGAGAGAAUCAAGAGGCAGGACGAGGAACGGCGGAAGAGGAGGGAGCAUCACGAUGGAGAAAACGUCUACAGAAAGAGAGACAGAGAGGACGAGAACAAAAAGGAAAAGGAGUAUGUAUGGGAAAAGAGAAAGAACGAGAAUACGGGCGAAUCCACUCCAUCUGACAAAUCUUCUAAAGAUGCUAAAAAGGAAGAAAAUCUGAAAAAGGAUCGUUUAAGGAACAAGGAUCGCCCUGCCAUCCAGCUGUACCAGCCAGGAGCAAGGAGCCGCCACAGAGGAUCAGAGGCUGGCGAGAAGAAGGCUGAUAGGGAUGCCAAAAAUAUACACGAGAAAGGGGAAGAGUGAAGAAAGACCAUCACAUGAUGAUGAUAAGAGAAUUCUGGCCAAAUCAAGGCAAUUUAGCAGUGCUGCUAAAGCAAGAGGUUCCUGUCCCUCACAAGCUCUCUGUCAGAGACACAGAAGUAGAUGUUGCCACCAUAGAGUGCCUGAAUAAGCCCCCUUUACUUUCUGUUUGCUUUGAGCUGAGCAGUGGGGCAGAGUAAAAGAAGCCAAAGUUUAUGGGCCAUGCGAACUCCAAGUGACCUUACUCUUGGUAACCAAUCCAACAUAUUGUACUUCACUGAUUUUCUGGUAUUAAAGUUUACCAAUUCAAUCUGUUUCCUGUUCCAGCUUUCACAAUAAUUUCUUUUAUUUCAUCAAAAUGUUUUCAUUUUAAAGCAGUUAUUUUUGUGUCACUAGACGCUCUGCACGUUAUACCACAUAUGCAGACUUUUUAUUUGAAGAAUGUUUUUGGAAAUGUGAGAUGCACAGAGGCUGGGGUUUUGUUAUAACAGACUUUUGUCACUAGCAAUGUUUUUAAUUUAGAAACUUUUGACUACAUGUCUUGUUGAAUUCGCUUGAGUGGCCUUCCUUAAUUUUGAAAUAAAGCUUUACCCUGAUGAAGAAUUAAAAA
Molecule: messenger RNA, 2093 nt
Organism: Tachysurus vachellii
Lineage: Eukaryota; Metazoa; Chordata; Actinopteri; Siluriformes; Bagridae
Gene: upf3b
Product: UPF3B regulator of nonsense mediated mRNA decay
Exons: 10
Coding region: 119-1486 (455 amino acids)
Biological process (GO): nuclear-transcribed mRNA catabolic process, nonsense-mediated decay; positive regulation of translation
Cellular component (GO): nucleolus; cytoplasm
Molecular function (GO): mRNA binding
Source: RefSeq, a predicted model, not a curated record